Messenger RNA from Vespa crabro (European hornet), 1724 nucleotides. RefSeq names its product zinc finger MYND domain-containing protein 10 (gene Zmynd10). Bases 364 to 1674 code for a protein of 436 amino acids. Gene Ontology annotation, biological process: motile cilium assembly; outer dynein arm assembly; inner dynein arm assembly. The record is from RefSeq and is a predicted model, not a curated record. The transcript has 8 exons. Gene Ontology annotation, cellular component: cytoplasm; centriolar satellite. Lineage: Eukaryota; Metazoa; Arthropoda; Insecta; Hymenoptera; Vespidae.
AUGGUUAAAGCAGAUAUAAAUUAUCGAUAGUCGAAAUAAUUAUAUUAUAUUAUCGAUCCAUCUCGAACACGUAGUACUAGAUGUUCUUUCAAUCUCGAUAUUUGAAAUUCAAUUUCGAAUUAUAAGCAAUUUUCUUAAUAUUGAUGUGUAUAAUACUUGUUGUGAAUUAAUCAAAUAAGAUAAAGAAAUAUUUAUGUAUUACGUUUAUUGAAUGCACACCAUUGAUUGAUUAAUCAAUACACAUUACCAGGGUUACAGAAAUUCAGAAAUUUAUUUACAAAUGGUUGACACUUUAAAACGACCAAAGACCAUUUAACUGAAGCGAUUAAAAAUGUCAUUGAGUACAGAAUAUAUAAUUGCACCAUGGGAAGCCGAGGCUUACGUACAGAGUUUAGAAAUAUCGGAUUUGCAAGAUAUCUGCACAAAAAAGUAGAAAACUUUUAUCACUCAUGGUUCGAAUUCCACAAAAGAUUGAUCUUGCUAAAUCAGCAAAGUGUUCUUGAAAUCAGUGACUUUCGAGAGGAAAGUAUCAAAGAGUGGUUUGUUUGUUUGAAAAAAAUACCAAUUUUAAUAUACGAAGUUAUUCAAAUUGAUAUAUGGAAACACAAAAUAUUUCCCCUUUUAAUCGAUAUAAAUAAUGAGCCGGAAAAUACGUUUAUGUUAUUUAGCAUAUUCUAUCACGAGGACGUAGCAGCUUCAUUGUUAGAAAAUGUCUUAUUUCAUUGCGAAAGCGCAAUUACAAUGGACGAUUCUGUUCUCGAUCUUAUCGAUUAUGCAGUUAAAUCUGUGACUGUUCUUCUCAAUAGAAAUGAUAUUGAAAUAUAUGAAAAUUUAAAAGAUCCCAGUUGUUGCUUAGAAGAAAUAUUAGAAAAGAAGAAAGAACUUGAAUUCGAUAUUGGAAUGAGAUGUAUCUCGAUUCUACGAUAUUUAGCUGAAUUUUUAGAUAGUCUACCACUUUGCGCAAUUUCCCGAAUGUUAUCUGUACACGAUAUUCCGUAUUUACUUGUUCAACUAAUCGAAAAUCAUCCCUGGUCAAAGAAUGAUGCAGAAGGAAAUGUUAUGUUAUACGACGGUAAAUGGAACAAAGUUAAAGACAACGAAGAAGGAAAAAUUUCAAAAAUAGAAGCACAAAUAUGGUUCGGUUUGCGAGAAUUACUUCUUAAUCCAAAAUGCGGCCCAUACUACGAAAUUACUGAACACAGACUAACACAUUUAUUAAAGUUACAGAAAUACUUGCACGAAAUCGUAUUAGAUCAAAUUGCACCUUUGAUUGAUCUUAAAAGAUGGUUAAGUUACUUAAGCAUGUCAGCAACUUCAUCAGCAACAUCCCGUCCUGUCUAUGUUGAAGUAAUUCCUCAGAUAAAACCAAUGAUUUUGGAAAAAUAUCAUAAAAAAUGGAAAAAAUUGGCCAAACAUCAAGCAAAGUCUAUAUUUACUAAGGACACUGACUAUAUUAAAAGUUCUGCACAAAUUUUAAGCGAUGCCUAUGACUUGGAUAAAUUGGAUUGCAUAGAUAUUAAAAAAUGUUUUUUGUGUCAAGAACAAGCUAAAAAGCGUUGUUCCAAAUGCAAGGAGGCGUGGUAUUGUGGACGAGAAUGCCAAGUAAAAGAUUGGACCAAUCAUAAAGAUAUUUGUGAGAAAAUAACAAAUAGCAGAAGUGAUAAUCCAAAUUGAGAAUAAAAAAGUCAAAUCUGAUAUAAAUAAAUAAUCGAUACUUAUAAAGG